ACGCCUUCUACAAUUCUUAUGAAACUAUACUUCCUUUCUCCUUAUAAAACCAACCAAACCAAACCAAACAAUUCUAUCACUUACUUAAAAAUGGUGGCCUUCCCAAUGGUAGUUCUGAUCAUCGUGUGUGCCCAAGUAGUACAUUCGACAACCUUUUUCGAUGUGAAUCCUAUCAAACAAGUGGUGCCUGAUGGUCUACGAGAACUUGAAACAUCUAUUGUUCGACUUAUUGGCCAAACUCCUCAUGCGCUCACCUUUGCUCGAUUUGCUCACAGGUAUGGGAAGAAAUACAAAACUACCGAUGAAAUGAAACAGAGGUAUUCCAUUUUCGUUCAAAGUCUGGACACAAUUACAUCGCAUAACAACAAGGGCCUUUCCUAUAAUCUUGGGCUCAAUGAGUUUGCUGAUAUGACGUGGGAAGAAUUCAGCACAAACAAGUUGGGAGCUACUCAAAAUUGUUCUGCUACUAAAAAGGGCAAUCACAAGCUCACUCAUCACGAUGAUGUCCUUCCACUCACGCAAGAUUGGAGGGAAACAGGAAUUGUGAGUCCAGUCAAGAGUCAAGGAGAUUGUGGAUCUUGCUGGACAUUCAGUACAACUGGAGCUCUUGAGGCUGCUUAUGCCCAGGCUCAUGGGAAAUCAAUUAGUCUAUCUGAGCAGCAGCUUGUAGACUGUGCGGGUGGUUAUAAUAACUUUGGUUGCAAAGGUGGCUUGCCUUCUCAAGCUUAUGAGUACAUCAUAUACAAUGGCGGACUGGACUCCGAAGAAGCAUAUCCCUACAUUGGAAAAGACGGAGAACUUUGCAAAUACUCACCAGAGAAGGCUGCGGUCCAAGUUGUCAAUGUUGUCAAUAUCACCGAGGGUGCUGAGGAUGAGUUAAAGUAUGCAGUAGGUGUUGUUCGUCCGGUGAGUGUGGCAUUUCAGGUGGUUGCACCCUUCUCACUUUACGCUGGAGGAGUUUUCACUAGCGAUGUUUGUGGUAGUUCUACAAUGGAUGUGAACCAUGCGGUUGUUGCAGUUGGGUAUGGUGUCGAAAAUGGUAUUCCAUACUGGCUGCUCAAGAACUCAUGGGGACCAGAAUGGGGUUUGAAUGGCUACUUCAAGAUGGAGAGGGGCAAAAACAUGUGUGGUAUAGCAACGUGUGCAUCUUACCCUAUUGUUGUCUAGAUGAGUGUUGUUCUAGAUGAACAUAUUAAUACAAGUUGUAAAAUAUACGGAAAGCCUUGAUGGUUGUCAGUCGUUAAUAUAUAUAUAUAUAUAUAUGUGUGUGUGUGUGUGUGUGUUUGUU
Molecule: messenger RNA, 1288 nt
Organism: Helianthus annuus (common sunflower)
Lineage: Eukaryota; Viridiplantae; Streptophyta; Magnoliopsida; Asterales; Asteraceae
Product: thiol protease aleurain
Exons: 8
Coding region: 19-1167 (382 amino acids)
Biological process (GO): immune response
Cellular component (GO): lysosome
Molecular function (GO): cysteine-type endopeptidase activity
Source: RefSeq, a predicted model, not a curated record